AUGUCUCAGUUUGACGAUCCCACUGAGCCAAGAAACCCCGACCAGCCGAACGGCGAAGAACUUGUAGUAGCUACUGAACAAGUAAUUGAUACCAACGAAGAGUAAGUUUUUGUGUUUUUCUGAAUAAAUAUUAACAGUCGGAUUUAAUCCCUGAUUAGUUCGACCGUUAAUGUUUUGAAAGUUUUUAAUACUUUAGAGCUUAAAGGACGCCGAAGUUUUACUCAGUUUGGAAUUGGCCUGCAGGGAAGGUGGAUUUGUGUAUUAUUACACAAAAAUGGGUUUUUAAAAUUAAUUCUCAUUCGUAUAAAAGUUAGAAUAGAAAAAGAUUGUUUACAUUAAAAGCUACUUAUUUUUAACAUAAAAGCUACAUCAUUCUUUAAAACGUUAUUAUUCCAGUGAGUUGCCCGAUCAAACAAAUCAAAUUGUAGCAUCUGAAGAUAUUUAUGAAUUCAAGGAAAGUCCAGAAGGGGCCAUUGACUCAUUAGCUCGAACGACGGAUCAAGUUGAUACAGUUCCUGUAAUGGAAACGGAAGAUGAGGAAAUUGACACUGCGAUUAAUGAUACUAUUAACAAUAUUGAACCCGACCUGAAUGUAUAUGAUAAUAUACUUCAAGUCGGUAAUAUGGCAGCAAAUACGGUAAUUUAUCACUAUUACUUAAGUAAUGAUUUAGUAACAUCAAUUUUUUAUAUUCAUUAGAUUUUUUAAACUAAUACUUUUCCAGGACCUUCAACUAGACGACAACGAAGAACUCUCACGUCGUGUACCACCAUUACGUAUACAACUGCCAAAGGGCGAAGAUGAUGAUUUUGAAGAAGAAGACAAUACGAAAGAAACGAAAGUAACUCCAAAAAAGCAAAUCAGAACACCAAGAAAAGGUGGGGUGGAUAAGAAGGGCGCACACGGUAGAAUUACACGGUACGUCAAUAUUUAUUUAAACAAUUUUUUAAUUCCUUUCCUUACAACUUGUUUUUUAGCAGUAGUACCCGACAAACUACCAAAAAAGAACAAAAAUCUCCAGGUGAACAAGCCGAAAAACGUGCCCGCUCUGCACGUCGAUCAACAACACGUGAAACGCCAGCUCGAAAUUUAGAGGUUGAUAACAACGUCCUUACCCUUGGAUUGUCUACACCACAGAUAUCCAUUCCUAAUUCGCCUGAUGUGAUGGAUGAGAAUCCACUGAUUAGGCCAGUUUCUAAUGAACCUAGUCUUUCGCUUCAGCCUGAUCGAAUGUCUGAUCGGGUAUAUGCCCUGUUCGACCGUUCGGACAUCAGUAGAAGAUCAGGAAUUAAAAAAAUGGUAUGUUGUAAACUUUUUUAUAAAGCUAAUUGUAAGAAAGUUUUUUGGGGUUUUAGGCUUUAUGUAGUGUUUGUUUAAUUUUAGUUAAUACAAAAAUGGAAGACAGAUUUUACGCGUCAACAACAACCUAUUAAAUUGGCAGAAUUUGUAGACAAAAUUAACGAGAUUGAAGAAAAGUUACCGUAUGAAACUGUAAGUUUGAUUAAUUUGAAAUGCUUUCAAUUUUAAUUUAAAUUAUUCAUAAAAAUUUUUAAAAAUUAACUCGUAUAUUAAAACAUUUUAGACAUGUCAAUAUUUAAUACAAAAUCUCUUGCCUACUGAUAAGACUUCAAUGGAAAGUCUAAUAGAAAGUCAUGAACAACAAUGCCAAGUUUUGACUAAUAGACAGCGUGCGCAACGACAACGUUUAAUGGAGCAAGCUGUAAGACAAACCUUUAAGGAACUAAACUAUGUAAGACAACGUAGUUCGUGUGCUAUUAACGCCAGUAAGUUUUUUUUAUUAACUUUGUUGUUUGAUGGUUGAAAACAAAAAUUAUUGAAUACCAUUUUUAGUACGGCUUUUAAACGAUUCUGAAAUGCUAAACGCUAAUCAACUUGACGAAAGGAAUGAUGAUGCUUUAAAGCAAAUUGGCGCUAAACCCCGUGCAGAAAUUGUCAAAGAAUUGAGAGAACGUUUUUCUACCUCAGUAUUUAAAUUGUACAAUUCCCAAAAAAUGGAAUCCGAUUGUUUAUUCGUGAAGCAGAAAGACGAAUGGCGAAGAUUUGUCCUCGACCAAAUGCCAUUGGACGUUAUUAACUCGGUUGAAGAUCCUGUCAUAAAAGAAUUAAACAAAGAUAUUAAGCGUGUGAAUACUUUUAAAAUUGAUUUGAAUUAUAUUAUUUAUUAAUUUUUUGUUGUAAAUUCAAUGUUUAGGUAUAAAAGCCGUUUGUAAACGUGUCUGUAUAUAAUAAAUUUGAGGAUGUUAAUAAAUGUGUUUUAUUUUGGCAAUUUGCAAAAAAUAUAUAGCAGAAAAUUUUAAUUUUUACGGUUAUGUUAAUAAAUUUAAUAAGCUUCGUAUAACCCAGCUGCGCUAUCUGCGGCAAAUUUAUUUUUAAGCUGCGCCCACCACUUAAUUUUUGGCUUUUUUCAACGUAUUUUGUUUGGUUUUGGUAAAGUAUACGUUGUUUUAUUAAAAUUUUAGUUUUUAAAAUUUCUUUAAAUAAUUUUUUAUUGUAUAAUUCAUAAUUUUUUUAAGUUAAUUGAAGAAUUACUUUUUUUAAAUAUUUUAAGAUGGUCAAAGUAAAUACGGUGGCUUAUUGCAAAAUAUCGCUCCACGCGGUCAAAUAUCCGCAUUGUGCCGUCAGAGGACUUUUGAUUGGACGUGUAAAGGAGAACGAGGUGGUAGUUGUGGACGUUGUUCCUGUGUUACAUGGAGCUUUCAUGGCGGCGCCGGUUGAAGCUUGUCUGAUUCAUACAUCAGCGUAUUGCGAUGCAGAGAAAUUGAAAAUUGUGGGCUGCUAUGUUGCAAAUGAGCGAGUAAACGAUAAUAGGUAAGUUUUUGUUAUUUUUUGUUGUAAUUUUAGGUCCAAAGCGUGCGUUUUGGGUAUUGAAAGGGAUAUUGGCGUUUAUACUGGAGUUUACAUUAAAACAUAAAAAAAGGUUUCUUGUAUUUCACUAUUUGCUAAAAAUACAUUUUUGUAGCAUUCUUAUUCAAGUGGUGAUAUUAAUAUAAAGAGCAAAAGAAAUGAACGUUUUUAUAAAAUUGUGAUAAUUUAGCUUGGAUUAUUUUUGGGCCAAACUCAUUUACGAUAAGCUACAUGCGAACGGAAUCUUACAACCAGUGGCUAUUAGGGUAGACAACACGAAACUCUCAUCGAAUUCUAAUACCUCAUGUUUAGUAUCAUACGUGUACGAUACUGCAAAGUGGAAGCAAGUAAAGUAAGUCAAUUCUUGCCAUUUUUUCGUUUUAUAAUUUAAAUACGGUUUUUUAAUAUCUUUAGUUACAGUAAAUUUUAUUAAUUUUUUUAUUUUCAGCACAACUUUAAGCAAUACUGAAGAAGCUUUGUCUACAUAUUCGGCUGCUCUGCAGACUAAAUUACAUCGAAAUGUGAUUGACUUUGAAGGGCAUUUAGACGAUCCGUCAAACGACGACUUUUUUAACACGGAUGUGGCCAAAAAACUAGUCGAACUGUCGAGCUAG
Messenger RNA from Bursaphelenchus okinawaensis, 3477 nucleotides. The record is from the annotation of a GenBank genome assembly. Lineage: Eukaryota; Metazoa; Nematoda; Chromadorea; Rhabditida; Aphelenchoididae.